This is a messenger RNA of Xylona heveae TC161, 1547 nucleotides long. RefSeq names its product glutamate-cysteine ligase modifier subunit. The transcript has 2 exons. Gene Ontology annotation, cellular component: glutamate-cysteine ligase complex. The coding region runs from base 202 to 1230 and encodes 342 amino acids. The record is from RefSeq and is a predicted model, not a curated record. Gene Ontology annotation, molecular function: enzyme regulator activity; glutamate-cysteine ligase catalytic subunit binding. Gene Ontology annotation, biological process: glutathione biosynthetic process. NCBI's taxonomy places the organism in Eukaryota, Fungi, Ascomycota, Xylonomycetes, Xylonales, Xylonaceae.
UGACCCGAACCUCCCCGCCGUGGGGUUAUCGCGUGGUAUAUCCUCCUGGGCCUCUCCUCCAUAGGGGCUUUCAAGUCGUCUACCAGCUUUUCACUUCUCUCAUUUCCAUUCUACACGGCGGAUGAUAUCCUUCUAGCGCAGAAAACUUCAAUAAAAUUUGUAUCCUCACCGAGCUACUCCGGAGCCUUAAUUUUUUUCACCAUGACCAAACUCAUACUAUCCACCUCCAACAUCAUAAAUGACAAUCCGCUUAUUGGCCGCCCGAGCCAGAAAUCCAAUACGGAACUGACCAAUUCACUGCGCGCCAACUUCCAACACUCGCAACAUCAACAAGCGUUUACCCCUCCUCAUGCCGAGCAAAACGGCACAUCCUCUGAGCCCUCCGCAUCCGAUUCCAGCAACGGAGUCUCUAUAUCUCCAUCUUCCUCUCAGGUCUCCAUCAGCACUUGGACUACACGCGAUGACGACAAUGGAAUCAUCUACGUUCCUUCCAUUGACUUUUCACAGUCCGGCCUUGCCGAAGAGCGCGCCCAGUACGACAUUACCGUUAAACUAUUCUAUCUUCCCGGAAUCCCCGUCUCAGAGCGCUGCAAACACACCAGGGAAGCCAUUGAUCUCGUUCUGAAAGAGUUGGGCGUCUCGUCGAUUGAUCUUCUUAUCGUAUCAUUCCCGGGUAUCGCGUUUGACGCCGAAGACGCCGGCGAUGAGUCAAACUCUGAUGAUGUUGACGAAGCCGACGUAUCCGGCGCGGCCAGUGGCGUCGGGAUAGAAGACAUUUCCAGCAUGAUCACGACAUGGCGCGUCCUGGAAGAACUGCAUGCCGAAGGAUUGAUUCUGCGUCUGGGCCUUGCAGAAUUCGGCAGCCAGCGUCUGACAAAGUUUCUGGCACAGACUCGCGUGCGGCCAUCGGUCGACCAGAUCAAUGUGCGGGACUGCUGCGUUGUGCCGAAACCGUUGAUUUUGCUGGCGAGGCAGGAAAAGAUUGAGCUUCUGACGCACAAUGAUUGCAUGAAUAUUCUUCCAAGUGGCACGUUGAGAGAGUUACUGGGACCGGAGGAGAAGGGAGGUGUUGGACUCUUGCCAGGCUCCGCGAAUGAAGAGCGUGACAGGUUCACGGGAGACUUGGCGCCACAGUGGGUCGUCAAGUAUACUGCUGUGGUCAAGGAUCGGGGCGUUGUCGAAAACAAGGGAUACUUCGCCGUUGCUGAGCUGCAAAGUGCGUCGCAGUAGACCAAAUUCUUGCUGGGUGAUUGGUGAGUUGGCAGAGAUAUAGAGACCGAUACAUUCAGCGCAUUUUAUUUCUUGUAAUACCCAACUUGUCAUUUUUCUAUCUUUCAGCGUUUACGGCCCCUUGGAUUGGACAACAGCAUUUAGGGCGUUCCACAGCGAGAGCGAAUCGGUAGUCAUAGUUAUUGUUAGUGAAUUACGCAGCCGUGCAAAUUGUAGGACCCGAAGAACCCAUUUUGUGUUGUGAUCUUCUCAUAUCCCGCAAUAGUUUGCUCAAAAAAAGGAUAAGACACCGAGAUUGAAAACACCCCCGAGCCCGU